AGAUUGCGCCGACACACAAAUGAAAUGUUUAAUGAUCAUGAGCUGAGCUAUGCAUAAAAGAGCUGAACAAUAGCGAGGAGUCAUCAGUCUUCAAGACAACGGUGACAGAUAAAUUACAAAUUCUGAAAAAAAGAAAACGCACUUUGAACGCAAAAUAAUAAUAAAACAUUAAAAUGUUACUAGAAAUUCAAAGAAAAUUUACGAUAUUUUUCUCAAUACUUUCAAUUCUGUUGAUAUCACCACAAAUCACUGGUCGACCGUUAGCCGUGCCCUAUGCCGAUGCGGAGUUAAUACGUAGAAUACAGGAAAUUUUCGUUAUGGACACUGGUACGGCGGUAUAUAAUAUCACCUCCUUGGAUGAAAUCGUUCUAUGUCCUGGACCAAAUGAUGGCGAAACAUAUUGCAGAGAAGUAAUUAGUCAUUCGGCGAAGAUGAAGACAAUACGAUCAGAGCAGUUUGAUGAAUUCAAAGACGAUUUCAAAGAUGAUUUGCUGCCGGUGGAAGAAGUGAUCGCCAGUCGUAUGGAUAUUGAAGAACCCGUGGUGGAAACAACUUGCACGAGUAAAAGUACUCUUAUAUAUCCCGAAAGCGCUCAGUCCAAAGACGGCAAAUGGUUGUUGGUCGUACAACAGGAAGACUUCAAACAGGGUGUUCUGAUUGAGGAAUGCGCAAGCGAGACUACAAAAUGUAAACAACAAUUCAGCUAUCGCAACAUGGUGGUGUUGGUUGGUGGCGAUUUGAAGAAGGAAAUGGUUAAAUUGCCAAGCGCUUGCGAGUGUAGCUUGUGUGCCAUUGAAGCUCAGCACGGCUGAGUGGUUAUACGAUAUAAUUGAAUGCAAUGAAAUUUUAUAAUUUUUAAUUUAAGAGUUGCAGUUUUUUGAUUAUUAAUGGAUUA
This is a messenger RNA of Ceratitis capitata (Mediterranean fruit fly), 895 nucleotides long. RefSeq lists its product as uncharacterized. Lineage: Eukaryota; Metazoa; Arthropoda; Insecta; Diptera; Tephritidae. Gene Ontology annotation, cellular component: extracellular region. The transcript has a single exon. Gene Ontology annotation, biological process: innate immune response; central nervous system formation; regulation of Toll signaling pathway. The record is from RefSeq and is a predicted model, not a curated record. Bases 174 to 812 code for a protein of 212 amino acids. Gene Ontology annotation, molecular function: Toll binding; growth factor activity.